Molecule: messenger RNA, 627 nt
Organism: Phytophthora nicotianae INRA-310
Lineage: Eukaryota; Oomycota; Peronosporomycetes; Peronosporales; Peronosporaceae
Exons: 1
Coding region: 1-627 (208 amino acids)
Source: RefSeq, a predicted model, not a curated record
AUGGAGGCAGCCACAACACCGAACGAGGAGGACGAAGUGCUUUUGCACGCAGAGCUAGCAGCCGUGGACACUCUGGUUGCCGCGAUUAGCGGGAAGAAGCUCCGCAAGCGCUACAGCGUUAGGAUGAAGCGAGAGGUACUGCAAGCCACAGAUGACAUGAGUGAGCGCGAGGCUGCUCGCCCGCAAGGUAUCCCGCGGUGGACUAUAUGCGACUGGCGAAAGAAGAAAGAGGAGAUCUUCGCCUACGAAGGGAGCGAGAAGACGCUCUCGAGAGCGCCGGGCCGGCCCGAGAGCGUGCUGUUUGGGAUGGAGCUGAUCACUUACGUGGAGGACACCAGGUGUGACUGUCUCCCGCUUACGGCACGCGCUAUGACUGCUAUUGUGCGCGAUUGCUACUUCGUGUGGCUGCUACUGUACGUCAAAGACGAGAAAGAUGCGAGCACUGCAUACGAGUCUCUGUUUCGGCUGCUUCCGCGGUUCGUUUACCGCCACGGGAUUGUGCAGCAAACAGCGGAUAUAAAGAUGUUAUUCAACUGUCACAAUUGCUCUACAACUGUAUUUUACGCCACUAAAACCGACUAUGUGCUCUUUAUGUAUAUUAGAAAAAAAUCGCUGCCAUCCAACUAG